This is a messenger RNA of Hyposmocoma kahamanoa, 1494 nucleotides long. It is a transcript of the gene beta3GalTII, whose product is annotated as beta-1,3-galactosyltransferase 6. Bases 157 to 1218 code for a protein of 353 amino acids. Lineage: Eukaryota; Metazoa; Arthropoda; Insecta; Lepidoptera; Cosmopterigidae. Gene Ontology annotation, cellular component: membrane. The transcript has 4 exons. The record is from RefSeq and is a predicted model, not a curated record. Gene Ontology annotation, biological process: glycosaminoglycan biosynthetic process. Gene Ontology annotation, molecular function: UDP-galactosyltransferase activity.
UUUGUGAAAUAACACCACGAUUUUUAAUACACAAAAGAUCGAGCACAAAGAAAAAUUUCUUCUACCAUAUGGGACUUUAACCCAUGACGUUAAAGUCCCAUUGGGUCGAUGAAAUCUUUCUGUUUUCGUACUUUGUAUGAAUAAUCAGUUAAGACUAUGACGAUUACAUUAAUUUUAAGGAAGUAUAAAAUAGUUGUCUUAAUGAGUGUUUUUUUCUUUUACCUUGGCUCCUUGUUUACCAUAAGCUUUGUAAGGAUAUCGUGUGUUGAUACCACAAUACCGAUAAGUCGCGAAAAUGAUAACGUGGAAUAUGCAGUGCUCAUACUAAGCAGUCCAAACAAUGACCUUCAAAGAAAUUCAAUACGAACAACUUGGAUGAAAUUAGCAAGCAAUAUAUUCGUAGAGAAUGGAGAAAAAUUAUACAAAUGGCAAUUACAUGAUGGGGCUAUUGUUCCAAAAUUUAUAAAAUUCUACUUCGUUGUGGGCAUUAAAAACUUAAACAGGGAUAAGUUGUUGCAGUUAAAUGUUGAACAAGACCAUUUCAAAGACUUAAUAUUCAUAGAAGGUUUGGAAGAUAGUUAUAAGAAUUUAGCAUCAAAAGUGCUACGUAUUUUGACAUGGUUUAGUACAAAUUUGCCACAAUUGAAGUAUGUGAUAAAAUGUGACGAUGAUUCCUUUGUCAGAGUUGAUUUGAUUGUGAAAGACUUGGAAGCUUUUGCACCGGACAUGUGUUUUUCUGAAUAUGUUAGCUGCAAGGAAUUAGUACCUACCACCAAGGGCCUAUACUGGGGCUAUAUAAACGGGCGUGCUCAUGUCCAUCUGACUGGAAAAUGGCAGGAGCAAGAUUGGUUCCUAUGCGACAAUUAUUUGCCGUACGCUUUGGGCGGAGGCUACGUAAUAUCGAAGAGUAUUGUGGAUUAUAUUGGUCAUAACGUUGAUAUACUGAGCCGCUACCAGGCCGAAGACGUUUCAAUGGGUGUCUGGACAGCCGCUCUCCACAUCGAUAGAGUCCAUGACAGUAGAUUCGACACGGAAUGGAAAUCCCGAGGCUGCACAAACAACAUGUUAGUUCGUCACAAACAAACUCCAAGUGACAUGUUAGCUAUGUAUAAGCGCUUAUCACUAUCUUAUGGCACUCGUUUAUGUGCACCAGAUGAUUUGGAGGGAAAAUUUUAUAAGUAUAAGUGGAAUGUUUUACCUAGUAUGUGUUGCAGAUAGACUUUUGUACACAAUGAUUUGAUAUCAUAAAACUGUCUACCAGGCAUUCUAAGGGCGCCUUCAAAUUAGAGGCGCUGCGCUGGCGCGACAGCCGCGCAGCUUUCAGUAAUUUGUAACCGACUUCAAAAAAGGAGGGAGUUCUUUUUAUGUGCGUAGGUUACGCGAUUACUCCGGCAUUUGUGAAACGAUUUUGAUGAUUCUUUUUUUAUUGGAAAGAAGGUACCUCAGUAUUUCAUUUAAAUUGCAAGAAACUUUAAGGGUGAUAAACUAGGGGAU